CGGUCACAUGACUGCAGUCACACUUCAGCGCUGGAACACCGCGACAGUCGCCGCUGGACGAGACUCAGGUGACGAACGUUUGCGUCCCUUAUGUCGUGUGGACCGGUGACGUCCGAGGACGCUCGAAGGAACUUGGAAAAACUUGAAACUUCAGACCAAGAUGCCGUCUACAAAAUCCGACUCUCCGAUCACACAGUUCGUCAACUGUAAGAUCCUGCGAGAUCACAAGCUACUGAGGGAGGACUUGUGGGUGCGAGAUGGGAAAAUUCUGGACCCCCAGAAACUCUUCUUUGAUGAGCACGGGUACGCCGACCAGCGGGUGGACUGCAAGAACCAGAUCAUCGCUCCCGGUUUUAUAGACGUCCAGAUUAACGGGGGUUUUGGGUGGGACUUCUCUCAGGCCUCAGGGGACAUCAGAACUGGAGUUUCUGAGGUGUCCAAAAAGAUACUGGAGCACGGAGUCACGUCCUUCUGCCCGACACUGGUCACGUCUGCAGCCGAGGUCUACCAUCAGGUUCUCCCUCAAGUCAAAGUCCGGAACGGAGGCAAGCAUGGAGCUGGAGUUCUGGGACUUCACCUGGAGGGUCCAUUCAUCAACAAGAACAAGAAGGGGGCUCACGUGAAAGAGCACAUCCGAACCUUCCAGUCCAGAGGCCUGGAGGACCUGCUGGAGGUCUACGGCAGCCUGGACAACGUCACCAUGGUGACACUGGCGCCGGAGCUGGACCAUGGGCAGGCGGCAGUGAAGGCACUCAGCCAGAGGGGCGUGACCGUGUCCCUGGGUCACUCAGAGGCCGACUUGGCGCAGGCUGAGGAAGCCGUCCAAGGCGGCGCCUCCUUCAUCACGCACCUCUUCAACGCCAUGUCUCCGUUCCGCCACAGGGACCCGAGCAUUGUGGGUUUGUUGGCGAGCGACCAGGUUCCGAAGGAACGGACAGUCUACUACGGAAUGAUUGCUGACGGGAUUCACACUCACCCAGCUGCACUGAAAAUCGCUCACCGCACUCACCCUGACGGUCUGGUGUUGGUGACCGACGCCAUCGCGGCCAUGGGUCUCUCAGAGGGGCGGCACCGGCUGGGUGAGCAGGACAUAGAGAUCAAGGGACUCCAAGCAUGUGUGGCUGGAGAAGACACUCUGUGCGGGAGCAUCACCACCAUGGACAUGUGUGUGCGACACUUCCAAAAGGCCACAGGUUGCUCCGAAGAGGUCGCCCUGGAAGCCGCUUCGCUGCACCCAGCCAGGCUCCUCAACCUCGCGAACAAAGGAACUCUGGACUUCGGUGCUGAUGCAGACCUGGUUCUGUUGGAUGAGAAGCUCCACGUGAAAGCCACCUACAUUUCUGGAGAGGAGGUCUGGAAGAAGUGAGGACCAGUGUGUCGCCCCGCCGAUUUACAGGAACCUGUUCCACUUCUGAAUACAAUUCACUCUUGAAUGUUUGAUAUGAAAACAUAUCUGUGUGACUGUAGGGGGCGCCCUGCCCCCAGAUCAAACUUCAAAUCUCGCCUGGGGUUCACUUGGACUGGACCUGAGCAGCUCAGCUCUGAGUCUCUGCUGGACGCCCUCCACUGACCCUAGAUCGUGGGUCGGCGACGAUCAGUACUGACAAGUCACGGCAGGUUGUUGGUUGGAUUCCAGAAGUUCUCAUCUUUGAUUUCAAAUAAAAACUGGGAUUUGUUUCUAACGACUGCUCCAUCAUCCUGUUGUUUAUUCACCAUCAUCACUGGGCUCAGUGACCGGAGUGUCGGGGUCUCAAGGUGCCAGGAGGACCCUCGCUCACCUGUCCUGGUGGGGGGCGGGUCAACAGACGGACGGCCCCCCUGCAGAUGAGUAGGAACCAGUAGAGCUGCAGCGGCCACAGCAGCGCUGCACCCAGGUUGCACUGCCAGGGCGCCAUCGCUGCCACCUGGUGGACGGGGAUCCCGACGAACCUGCACCAAGGUGGCUCCAUCAGAGUGAGGUAUGAUACACGAGGGUCAGACACGGCUCACCUGCUGUAGGCCACGUAGAGAAAAGGGAAGAGCAGGACGCGGCAGAAGAAGAAGGUCAGCAUCAUCAUCACGCCGUUGACCUUGUGCAGGAGCGUGUGCUGUAGCUUGAACUGGAAGCCCACAGUGAUGAGGACACCUGCCAAGCCCCGCCCCCUCCACCACUGCUCACCUGGAUGAGGACUUUGCCCAGACUGACAAACGGCGUGCUGAGCUCGGCCAUAAACAAGAGCCCCUGGAAGUAGUCGCCCUUCCCACCACGCCACACCUGAUGAUGGACGCACACCGCUGGGUCGCAUGACCAAACAACAAGAGCGACAGCCGUGGUUACCAGAGAGACGGGGCAGCAGAAGGCCACCAUGAAGAUGUGGUGCAGAACCAUCAGCGCGUCUCUCCUCAGGAAGCGGGUCACUGGUGCGCGCCAGCUGCCCGGCGGGUGACCUUUGACCUGGUGCUUGUGACAGUCGCACACGAACAUGGCGAAGACAUCGUAGACAAAAUAGGGUGUAGCAAACAGGAUGUAGCUGUCCGUCAGCCAGUGCCUGCGCGAGCAUCAUCGGUCGUCAAACCUGCACCGGCCGCGGCACAUGUCCAUCACCUCACCUGUCGUUGAUGAUGUCAGCGCAGGCUGCGACGAUGAUGCCGCCGAUGCAUGUUGCCAUGACAGCCUGCAGCGACGACACCAAACUGAGGAAACAUAUCAAAAUGUGUGCAUGAGACCAAGGAUGUCACAUGACCUGAGGGAUGCAAAUGCUCAGGUGCGGGUGUGUGCGCUCAGGUCUGCCUGACAAUGUGGGGACACGAUGGCAGUGGUUUGACAUGACAGUUGAGGGGUUUGUGUGUGUGUGUGUGUGUGUUCUCACCGGGUGGACACAGUCGCGGCAUCCCCCUCGCUCCAGCCCCACAGGUGCAUCAGAGCCUGUUUGAACAGCAGGUAGAGUCCCGGGAAGAAGACUGAGCCGGCGAGCAGCAGACACGCCAUUCCUAAGGUGUGUGUGUGUGUGUAUGUGUGUGAGGUGACCAGCUUUGAGAGGAUCAUGUAGGCGGCGCCUCCUGCAGCCACCUGUCGGUGGGGAGUGAAGAGGAUCAUCCUGCUGGACAUCCAGACUCCGAGUCACAGAAAAGGAAGUAGAGCGAGUCAAGAUGUCGUCCAGUGUUUGUUUAUUUACUCGUGGUUCACUACUUUGUCUCUAAACAUGUUUAAGAAAUUCAAGUAUUUUGUGGGAAACAAGUCAAAAUAAAAACAAGAAAAGACUAAAACAAGACGAAAACAUUGUUCCAUAUUUUAAACUCUAAAACGCAGCAGGAUUCCUCGACAGUCACUUUCAAUGCAUUCCUUAAAAACAUCGCAACUUUUUUUGGUCGCAAGUUUGACACCUGAUCAUCUUCAGUUUCAGUCAAGCACAAAGAGUCACACCCAACCAGGCCAGACGGUUCUGGAUUCAAACACAAAAUAAAAGGUCUCUAAAGAAACAAAAGUGGAAACUU
Messenger RNA from Synchiropus splendidus (mandarinfish), 3474 nucleotides. RefSeq names its product amidohydrolase domain containing 2 (gene amdhd2). The record is from RefSeq and is a predicted model, not a curated record. Gene Ontology annotation, biological process: N-acetylglucosamine catabolic process. The transcript is spliced from 12 exons. NCBI's taxonomy places the organism in Eukaryota, Metazoa, Chordata, Actinopteri, Syngnathiformes, Callionymidae. Bases 161 to 1366 code for a protein of 401 amino acids. Gene Ontology annotation, molecular function: N-acetylglucosamine-6-phosphate deacetylase activity.